CACCCCUUUCUCUCUCUCUCUCUCUCUCGGAGACACCCCAAAGUUUCAGAACCACCAAAACUCCAAUUUCCCAAAACAAACGCAACUCAAAUUUCUCUCUCCUUCUCCAUUCUAGGGUUUCCCAAUUCGGCUCAAUUCGCCGUUCCCGGAGCCACAUUCCGAGCUUCGGUACUUCACGGGCAUUGCUCCGACCUCUCCGAUUGUCGCCGCUCGCGGAUUUGGAUGCUCCGCUUAGGGUGCGGACUGAGGAUUUGUGCAUGGAUUAGUUCGGCAGUGGUGGGAGAUAGUAUUGUUGACUGGUAGGAUAGGAAUCGAUGGUUUGCUCGGUUGGGAGUGGGAGGAUGGCGGUGUUGGCAAGGCUUCUUGCGGGUGGGAGUGUGUCACAAGGACUUGCAGAGGAAGUUCCUCAUCAGAAAUCCGCGGCUCAUUUGAUUUACAGGGAGUUGAUUGAGGCAAACGAUGCAAAUCUGCUUGACGAAGAAGCUUUUCAGAGCUUGUAGUUUCAUACACUCUUGAUGACUUCCAUUUGGGUCUGCAGAUAUGCACGUGUUUGAUUUGGAGCCGAUGACUGAUACUUUGCUUUUGGUAUGUUGCAAUGCUUGUAAAAAGCCAGUCAAGGCUAGCCAAUAUGCUGCCCAUUCAGUACUUUGCAGGUCAUUGAAUUCUGCACAGGAAAGUAAUCUGGAGCUUGAUGGUAUUGGGCAAAGAAAGCCUCCAAGGAAGGAGAGGAAAAAGUUAUCAAUUGCAUAUGCCCACCAGUCCACAUCAGUUAGAGAGCUGCAAACGUCUGAAUCUGCAGAUUAUGUCGCUGUGUCUCAACCUCAGUUGGAUGGGAAAAUAGGAAUGAAUUCUUCUUGCGGUGUGGGCGCAAAAGGGAAUUCAGCAUUUGUUAAUACGACCCAUAUGAUGGAUGGUUCAGGUGUUAGCCCUGAAAAUACCAAUUACUCAACAAGUCUGCUGCAUCCUCCAACAAAACGGUUUAAAAUGAUGGCAGGUGAGCAGCCACUACUGUCAGAUGAUCUGGGAACAACAUCUGUCGUAUCAGAACUCAGAAGUACUCAGGAAGCAUGUCCAUACUGUCCUGCUCCGCUUGCUACAAAAGUAUAUUACUCACAAAGAAGUAAUCGACUCCGGACAGCACUUUGUCAUAUUUACUCUGAGGCAGUGACAUCAAAUAAGGAGCCUUGCAAUGUAAUGAGGGAUGCACAGUCUUUUCCUUCUAUACAAACACCUGAUCAAAUUCUCGCACAGCCUAUAAAAGCUUGCUUGGAGAAACCAAUAGAUUCCAUGCCUGCUGGUGACCUCUCAAAUCAAUUUCCCGUUGAUAAUGUUUCAAGGCCUCAGGCUGCAGGUGUAGGUUUGACAAGAAGCAAACUUAUUUCCAAACCUUAUUCUUUUAGCUCAGGACAGUCGCUGGGAACCAUGCAACAACGAAAUGGCAGAGUUCCUGUUGUAUAGGAGUCAUGAAGGUGUUAACUAACCAAAUAUGUGAGUUUAGAAUUUAGGAUUCUUUUUUGAUAUUGACUGAGAAAAUCAUUGAAAUCCAUUCUAGGAAUCUGCAUUAUUGUCAGUCCACACCUAUGUUUAGUUACAAAUCGCUGUCAGAAGAUUUCUAAAUCUAGCUUUCUGUAUAUAUAAAAUUUAUUUGUUCCAUGCG
Messenger RNA from Argentina anserina (silverweed cinquefoil), 1657 nucleotides. RefSeq lists its product as uncharacterized. The record is from RefSeq and is a predicted model, not a curated record. Gene Ontology annotation, cellular component: SAGA complex. Bases 541 to 1458 code for a protein of 305 amino acids. The transcript is spliced from 12 exons. Lineage: Eukaryota; Viridiplantae; Streptophyta; Magnoliopsida; Rosales; Rosaceae.